UGUUCGGUUGGUAUCAGAGUUGUUUACAAAUGUCGUCGUGUCGGCUGCUGUCAGUGGUACUUUCAAUUUGUUCAAAACUGGUAUGUCAGCGAAGUGUUCAGAUUUGCGCUUAUCUAUGUUCAAGACGAAGAAUAAAGUGCUGCUGACAUAAGUUUUACGAGAAUAUCAAAUUAUGACUGACAUCGAUGUUGAAAGAGGGAAAACCACUUCCCACAGAGAACUAAAACAAGCUGCAGCAUGGGUUGAAGAUGAAAGCCAAGAAAUUAGAUUAAACUCGUCCAGUUCAUCGUCAAAUAAUGAACAUGAAAGCAUUGAGCAGUCCAAGAUUGAGCCAAAGAAUAAUUCAGCUCAUGGGUAUUCUAGCCCAUCUCAAGUUUCAACCAAAGAGUAUCCUCAAGUUGUUGUGAAGGAAACCGUUGAUGUAGAGCAAAGGGAAGUAGAUUUAAUUCCUACACAAGUCACACCUCGGCGCUAUGGUACCAAAAUUAAAUCUAGUCAAAAUGCUAGUGCUUCUGGUUCCACAACUACUUCACCCCUUAAAACACCCCUUGAAAAACUAACUCGCAUUCCUGAUAAAAAAAGUCACCAGGUAACUAAGAAUGAUCAAGGUAUGGAGAGACUGAGCUUAAAUAGCCGAAGAAUGUCAGCUGGGGAUUCUUCACUUGAUGGUCGCAGUAUCACAUCACAGUCUUAUUCUGAGACACGUUCUUAUAGAGAUAAACUGAAAGACCGCUUCCAGUCUGUGAAGGAAAGAGCUGGCAAUAUUACUUCAGAAACUAAAUCUAGGAAACUAAUGAUGGAUUCCAUUUCCCAACAAACAGCUAAACAGUCAAGAGCUGAUGAAUUACUUAAAAAGGAAGAAAUGGAACUUGAGGCAGCAUUGGAAAAGCACCAAAAUACGUAUAAAAAAAAACAGAUGGAUGGCAUCUCAGGACAGCAGAUAUCUUCGGCAGAUAUGUCAAUGGACUUUUUUGCUAAAGUUUGGGAUCCAGAACCAGAAGUUGUCGGUUCUCCAGUGGCUCUUGUUUCUCAGGAAGAAGAUGAAGCUAGUCGAUCUUCAUCUGGCCCAUGUGCUGAAGAUCAAGUGGAUGUCACUGGAGGAAGGGACCAUACUAAAUUACUAGCAGCUGACUAUUUAGGAUUCAGCCGAGAUGAGUGGGAACUUGUUGACCAUUCAGUGGGUCCUAUCCUUGAUGGCAAAGAUAAAUCUUGUGUUAAGGAAUCUGAAUUAUAUUUCUAUCCAUCUGCAGCGCCAGUAUCAUUAGAAGAUCGGUUAGGUUCUGGGAAAGAAGUCAGGUUUCGUGAAGAAGAAGGACUCUUUGUUGGUCAUCGCCCAAAAGUACGUACAAGUAAUAUUCAUCGUCUGGAAAAGAGAUUGCUGGAACAAGGAGGGAGGCAUUGGUUUGGAGAUGAUGGGGAAUUGAAUACAAUGCCUGAUCCUUUGAGAUCAGCACCAUACCGACCUCCAAGCCGCUCUCAAGGUGCAAAGUGUCUUCAAGUUGAAUAUAUCCCUGGGGCUAAGCAUCUUGUAUAUGAGAGUAAUUUGGCCUCUGAGGGUGCAAGUUGUGCACUACUAGAAAUCCACAUCGGUACCCUAUCUUUUCAUCAUCAUCCAUUAUUUAACCAAGAACAUGUGCUAUCUCAACGUUUAUCUGAUUUAUAUAACCAAUACAGUGUUAGGGAGGUGAUGCAGCAAGAGGAGAGAUUAGCUGGGCGAUUGGACUCACUUCGUCAAGCGUAUGACAAUCUUCAACUUUUGCUAAACUCCAAUGCAGCUGAUAUAACAUCACAACAGUUAGAUCGAAUGCAAUCGUACAAAAAGGAAAUUCGUGCUACCUGGCAACACUUACUAUUGGAAGGUUUCCGAAGCCGUCAACUUCUUCUGUCUUUACUCUCAUGUUGGCGUGAUCUCAGGAAACUUCGAGACACUCAAGGAUUUACUUGUACACCUCUAAGACUAGUCAUCCAUCGAGAGCAGCUUCCUCACAAUGAAAUGCUGGCUGAAAAGAUUAAAUGGGAAAAUGAAAUACGUCAGGCAUGUAUUGAAAUGGAAAUGGAGGAACAGGAAAGAUUUAGUCAUGAGUGGGAGGUAUAUCAGAGUCAACUAGAAGUUUGGAAGAAACAACAAAUUAUGAGAGGAAAAGUUUCUGAUGUAAGACAAGAAACAGUUGCAAAUGAGAUGGAAGAAGGAGCUGAGGAACAAACAAACAGUGAUGUUACCUCUCAGAUUAUCACAAACUCACGUGCAGUUAUCUCAGUUGAGGAACCAGUGGAACCAAAGCCUUUUGAUGGCAGCAAAAUUAGAGCAGAAGUUGUUGAUAAAAUGACUCUUUGCUUACGUCCUCCUGGUGAACCUAAGUUAAAAUUUGCUCUCAAAGAAACGGAGAGCAUUGAAAAUAGUCCAAAUGAUAUUGGGGAAAAGCAGCGCCGCAAAGCCCUGAGAAAGUGUCAACUUUUUGUCAGGGUUUUUUACAAUAACAAAGAAGUUUGCAAGACACAUGCGCACCCAUUGGGUUCUAAUUUUAAAAUAGUAUUCAAUGAAUGUUUCUCAAUUCGAAUUUCUCAACCUCCAGAUAGCAUUCAUCUCUCCGUAAUUGAAGAUGGGGCUGGAAGUGGAAGACACCAUUUAGCCCAAAUAUAUUUACCUAUUCCUUCAGCUAAUAAAACUCUAAAAUCAGCUGCAAUGGAAAACCAUGAGUUCAGUAGUGAUCGAAUAGUAUCUUUCAGCCAUACUGGUGUAGGUAGUGGUACAUUUAUCAGUGGAUCACCGGUGGUGAAUGGAUGUUUGUACACUUCUGGUGUUAUCAGCAGCCGCUCAGGAUGGGGUAUUGACCAGGAAACAAAAUUGAUUCUUGCUCCCCAGCAAAAAUACCUGCCAUCUAAUGACAGUGAACAGGUUUCAUCAAAUAUUUUGUCUGAGUUGGGGAAGGAUGGAACAUUAGAUUUAACAAAGUUGACUGAGUGGGCAAAAAAAUCUCAACUUGAUCCCAAUGAUCCUUCCAAUGCUUCCUUCUUUUUCCUUGUUAAGAACCUAAAUGCAAACUGCAAAAGGGAUUCAGUUUGUUUCCGUUUAGAUUCUUUACUGAGGGAAUUUGAUUUCUGUGACAGUAGAAGUCUUGAUAAUAAUCCAAGAUUGAAGAUGCUUACUCUUAGAGCUCAGGGUGAAUCCGAAUUUCGAGAAUAUAAAUUGGUUCCAAAUCGAGAAAAGGAAAUUCCUCUUGAAAUUUUUAAGACCUAUGAGAAAAGGCUCAAUGUAAGUGCUCGUGAAAGUGAAUUUGAAAUCGAAAUGACGUGGUCAGACCCUCUCUCAUCACACAGAGCUUGGGGUAGGUUGUACUUGGAGCGUGUUUAUCAAAGAGUUCUUGCUCAGUGUAAGCAAGCUCAACGAACCGCUAGUUUGCAUCACAUAAUUGCAGAAGAUCAGGUGCCAGACAUCAGCACCUUAGGUUUGACUUUCAUGAAAUGGCUCCAGCCAAAGCGACCUCUCAGACCCCUGCGAAAAGAGCGAAAAAAAGUUGCUGUUCAAAGUCUAGCUGGGCAAGAUGUAAAACUUAUGGUGAAUGUCAUACGUGCCUUUGAAGUGCCAGUGCGGAAGACAACAGAUUCCCUGCUUGGGUCUAUGUCAGUACCAUCGUCAUCUAAUCUCGGUUUUGUAACUGUUGCUGUGCGCCCUUUUGUUGAAAUAUCAUUUCAAGGAUCAACUCUUCGAACUACCACAGCAGAAGGUGCCAAUCCUACUUGGAACCAGGAUCUUCAAGUACCUGUCAGGCCUGGCAGCAGUGACUCAGACACACUAUUCAUUCACCUGUUUGAUGAAGUGAUAGUUGACCUUGUUGAUGAUGACAGACAGAGGGAAACAAGCAUACAUCAGCGUUUGGAAAGGAAUUGGCUUGCAAGUUUACACAUUCCUUUUACCACUUUGGUUCAUAAUGCUCGGAUUGAAGGCACUUUUAAGAUGUAUUCCCCGCCGAUGUUGCUGGGGUAUGAAAGAGAAUCUCACCAGAGGUCAGGUUGGCAGUCUGGUAAUUUUUCUCCAGAUCAAGGACAAUUAUUUCCUAAUAGAGAUGCUACAUUUAUUAAUCUAUUCAUAACAGUUCAGCCAGCUCUUAAUCCACCUGAACUUUUUAAUGAACGUCUGAACAGCAGUGAAGUAUCAGCCUUGGAAGAGCAUUUAAUUCAUUUUGAAAGAGAAAUGGAUGUUUUACUUCCUCAUAGAAAGAUAAAAACUUUAGUCAUUGAUGCAAGUGGAAAAUCAGUUUGUGUUACCAGAUUUUUUCGACCCUUAUCUCCACCUGCAACAUCUUCAGAAACUGUAAUAACAGAGGACACUGCUGCAAGAUUUGUUUCUAUGGUACCCAUGGCUCCUAAUCAAGGAAUGCUUGAUGUUUGGUUAACAUGUGAUCAAAUAUUGCGUUUAGGUUGGGGAGAUUCAUGGGCUCAUGCUGUUUUAUUAUGCUGCUAUUUUCUUGGCCUGGGCAAAAAAGCUUGGAUGCUUAUUGGAACAGGAAUACCUCAUGGAAUGACAGCCUAUGUAUUAGUUCGUGAAAAGCAAGAACAGGACAAAGUACAUUACUGGGUGUGGGACCCAACUGCAGGACAACGUUACAGUAUUUUUGACUCAUUUUGUCCUCUUCAACGAAUCUGUGGAUUGAUAAAUGAUGAAAAUAUCUGGAUAAAUUUACAAAAAGAAGAACUACCACGACGCACUCAGUUUAAUUUGGAUCGUAGGUCUGAUUGGAUGGCUGCAUUUGGACGAAGAGGUGCAAUUACUGCUCCUGUUGGUAGUGUGCAGCCAGCAUCAUUGCAUUACUCCCCAACAUCUUUCAAUGCUGCGACAACAUUACAGGACAAAUUGGAGAAAUUCUUGCGGGACUCUCUAAUGAAGUGGAGGCGAACCAAAGUAACUCUCUGGAAUCGGUACUGUAUAGCUACCUUACGCAAAAUUCUACCCCGCUUAGAACAAGCUAGUUGCUUUGGUUCUGGGGACAAUGCCAGUCCUCAUCAUACAAGAGAGCUACAACAUAUUCUAGCCUCACACAAGGUUUGCGGAUUCCCUAUCAACCUUCCAUACAAAUCAGUUGAAGCGAUUGUAGAGGCAGUUAGAGCCACAGGUGUUCACCAUAAUCAGGAUGAAAAUGCAGAAUUUGCAUUGGCAGUCUAUGUUCAUACUUUUCCUAACAAUAUUUUAUCAGUAUGGGUGUACGUUGCAUCACUGACCAAACUUCGUUAGGUUAACAUGAAAGAGAGAAAUACAUAUAUGUAAAUAAAUUAAAAUGUUAAAACAUUGA
Molecule: messenger RNA, 5288 nt
Organism: Frankliniella occidentalis (western flower thrips)
Lineage: Eukaryota; Metazoa; Arthropoda; Insecta; Thysanoptera; Thripidae
Gene: Cc2d2a
Product: coiled-coil and C2 domain-containing protein 2A
Exons: 27
Coding region: 173-5230 (1685 amino acids)
Biological process (GO): non-motile cilium assembly; protein localization to ciliary transition zone
Cellular component (GO): ciliary transition zone
Source: RefSeq, a predicted model, not a curated record